AAUACUGAAUAAAAUGGAAUAGAAUAUUUUAGAAGAUGGAGAUAGUUGAGUCCAUUCCUGAUCUUGCUGUGCAAGAUCCGCCUGGUGAAGACUUCUCAGCAUCUGAUUUGAGUUGGACCAAAUUCGGAACUGAAGAACGUCAUGAUGAUGUUGCCCUUAUUCAUUAUGAUCGAGUUGAUGCUUUUAUCAUUGGAGAGUGUUGUAAUGUGGAAUUCCCAACAAGGUUUCACAUUGAGAGGGGAAGGAAAAGAAGCAAAGGCAGUUUAAAGGAGUAUAAGCCUGAUGAAUAUUUGGAGUACAGGCUGUAUUGGUGUUCCUUUGGCCCGGAAAAUUAUGGAGAAGGUGGUGGUAUUUUACCAAGUCGACGAUAUAGGCUUAACACUCGAAACCGUGCUGCUAGACCCCAGUCAAUGAGGGGCUGCACUUGUCAUUUUAUAGUGAAGCGUUUGUAUGCCCGUCCAUCUCUUGCACUUCUUAUAUAUAACAACAGGCGUCAUGUUAACAAGUCUGGUUUUGUAUGCCAUGGGCCACUUGAUAGAGAUGCUAUUGGCCCUGGUGCAAAAAAUAUACCUUACAUUUGCAAUGAGAUUCAACAGCAAACUAUGUCUAUGAUCUAUCUUGGCAUUCCCGAGGAGAAUGUUUUAGCAAAGCAUAUAGAGGGUAUUCAACGCUACUGUGGUUCUGAUGCCAAAGUGAACAGCCUUGCUGCUCAGUAUGUCCACAAACUUGGCAUGAUUAUUAAAAGAUCUACUCAUGAGUUGGAUCUAGAUGAUCAAGCUAGCAUAAGAUUGUGGGUUGAGCGCAAUAAGAAGUCUGUUUUCUUUUAUCAGGAUGCAUCAGAAAAUGAUCCAUUCAUCUUAGGUGUCCAAACUGAAUGGCAGUUACAACAAAUGAUUCGUUUUGGACAUCGUAGUCUCAUAGCCGCUGAUUCAACAUUUGGUAUAAAGAAACUAAAGUAUCCUUUGUGCACACUUCUUGUGUUUGACUCAAGACAGCAUGCCCUUCCUGUUGCUUGGAUCAUCACCCGCACAAUUGCCAAGCCUGACGUGAGUAAAUGGAUGAAAGCUCUACAUGAUCGUGUCCUUGCUGUUGAUCCAACAUGGAAAGUCAAUGGUUUUCUAGUCGACGAUGCUGCUGCAGAAAUUGACCCCAUAAGGGAGAUAUUUUCAUGUACGGUUCUAUUUUCCCUUUGGCGGAUCCGUAGAUCAUGGUUGAGAAAUAUCAUCAAGAAAUGUAGUAAUAUUGAAGUUCAAAGAGAGAUAUUUAAGCGUCUAGGGGACAUAGUGUACAGCAUUUGGGAUGGAACUGAUCCUUUUGUUGCUUUAGAAGAACUUUCUCAAGAUUUUGUUGAUCAAACGGCCUUCUUGCAGUAUUUCAAAGCCACAUGGGUGCCGAAAUUUGAAAUGUGGCUUACUACAAUGAAGACGUUACCUCUUGCGAGCCAGGAAGCAUCUGGUGCAAUAGAAGCAUAUCAUGUCAAGCUGAAAGUCAGACUAUAUGAUGAUUCACAUCUUGGAGCACUCCAGAGGGUUGAUUGGUUAGUUCACAAAUUGACAACUGACUUACACUCUAGCUACUGGCUUGACCGAUAUGCAGAUGAGAGUGAUUCUUUUCAAACUGUGAAGGCUGAAUAUAUUGCCACCACUUCUUGGAAUAGAGCUCUGCAGAUUCCUGAUGCAUCUGUGACCUUGGAUUGCAAGGAUAGCUCCUUCGCAAAAGUUUUGAGCCAGAAAGACAGCACUAUAGCACGACUAGUUUGGAAUCCUGGAUCGGAAUUUGCCCAUUGUGAUUGUGAAUGGUCAAUGCAAGGAAAUCUGUGCAAGCAUGUUAUUAAAGUCAAUAUGAUAUGUGGGAAUCUUCAAUCGUAUCGACCUUCUAUGUCAUUUCAAUCAUUCAAUGAGAUUCUAGAUAGUCUGUCAAAAAAACCGGCAGAUGAUUCAAUUGCAUUGGAUUUGUCAACAGCAUGGACACAUCAGAUGCUUGAUCAAAUUCGGAAGCUUGUUGAGCUAAACCAGGCAAAUAAUAUUGGCACCAUAGUAAAUAAUAUGCCUUUGAGAUGGGUUGCUAAAAAGGGCAGAACAUCUGUUGGCAGACCAUCAACUCUUGCUCUUCUCCCCUCCAGCGCCAACAAUAAUUCAACUAGUUCUGCUGCUAAAAAGAAGCAAAAACGGAAGAGAUUAUCAAGAUUAUGCUGAUUGCUUGUGGAAGACGGACAAAUUUCUCAUAUGGAACUUUGCAUGGGUGCCAACGUUUUUCCCAGCGGCUACCAGCCCUGGCCGUUUCAUUUGGCAAUGACUAUUCUGCGUUUAAUUCCUUGAUCAUAUCCCAUCAGUUGGUUCCCUGAAUACCUAAUAUUCCCAUUCAUGAUUGUGGGAUUGGUUUUGGUGCUGUUUUAACCAACAUGAUGUCGCCACCAACCAGACAGUCAGAUCGAUGCCAAUCCUCGUGUAUCAAGCAAUUGACUGGUUUCAAGAAAUGACCAGAGAAAUUUGCUCAUCCAGCAAGAAACCUACCGGUGAAUGUGAAUUCCGGGCUUCAUUGGUGUAGAUGCAAAGUGAUUUUGUGGCUACAUCAGAAAUUAUCUGUGAGUCAGUGUACUUCUAGCUUGAGAUUUUAAAAAAUUGACCUUUGAACCCGGUACGUUUUCAGCUUGUCCUAAUCAUCUACACAAAUUUGGAAGCAGAAAUUUUGUAGAAAAUGAAUGUUCAUAUGGAUAACUAUCUUAUUGUUGAACACAAUUGUGGCUUACAAGUUACAACCAUUAGAAUAAUUUGUUCAUGAUACACUGUACAUAUGAUU
Messenger RNA from Solanum stenotomum, 2799 nucleotides. RefSeq lists its product as uncharacterized. The record is from RefSeq and is a predicted model, not a curated record. Gene Ontology annotation, molecular function: zinc ion binding. The transcript has 6 exons. Bases 36 to 2195 code for a protein of 719 amino acids. Lineage: Eukaryota; Viridiplantae; Streptophyta; Magnoliopsida; Solanales; Solanaceae.